CGCGUGAGUGAUUUGCGCUGGGCUACAAAGCACUGUUUUUCUGUGCGGAGGAAAGUUGUUCUUGAAAGAGGAAAACGGAGUCUUGAACCCUCUCAAAGGUCCUGUUCAGACAGAGAAAGUCUGUUUUCGGCCUGUGUUGCUUCUACUAGGCCUUCAGAGUUUCGCUAGCAAGCCAGCGAGGCUUGCAAACACCCGUAAAGCUGGCCACCAUGAGUAGCUCGGACGAAUCCUCAUGGAUAACGUGGUUCUGCAGCUUGAAAGGCAAUGACUUCUUCUGCGAAGUUGAUGAGGAAUACAUCGAGGAUGAGUUUAACUUAACUGGCUUGGCGUCACAGGUGCCUCAUUUUAGAGAAUCCAUAGAUAUUAUACUCGGAGUUGAGCCCAGCGCAGAUGUUAGAGAUGACAUCUUGGAAUCAGCAGAAACACUGUAUGGAUUAAUUCAUGCAAGGUUCAUCCUUACCAAUGUCGGGCUGGUUCAGAUGAUUGAGAAGCACACGAAUGGAGACUUUGGCAACUGCUCGCGUGUCUACUGUGAGAACCAGCUAAUGCUUCCCAUCGGUCUCUCGGACGUGCCCGGUGAACACACAGUUAAAUUGUAUUGUCCACGCUGUAAAGAUGUAUAUACACCGCGCUCACACCGGUACCACCGCAUUGACGGUGUCUACUGGGGAACCGGGUUUCCUCACAUGCUGCUCAUGGUGCAUCCAGAACUGCGACCAUGUCCUCCGGUUGCACAGACGUACGAACCGCGACUGUACGGCUUCCGCAUUCACCCGCUCGCCAACCAGAUUCAGAUCCAGCAGGGCCAGAAACUGAGACAAGCUGCUGCUGCCGCUAAACAAGGCGGCGGUUCGUCAUCGGUGAGGAACCAGGGUGGCUCGGCAGCUACUUCGGCCAUGGCUAGAGGUGAUGCUAGCCAGAUGACAGGCAAGCGGAAGUAGAACCGACGUUGCCUGUCGCCGCCGUCUUCUUAUCCCUCGGUCAUGUGUUUCAUGCCUUAGGCCCCAACAGUUCAACGACUGGAGAGCGUUGGUGUGUAUAUACCUUAGAACCAUGCUCUCCGCAUUGUAAGUACAUGCCAUGGUGUGUUGUAAGUACAUGCCGCGGUGUGUUUGUCUGGAUCUGCCGAACACGCUGGACUAUUCAACUGCUGCUGCUGCUUCUGCUGCUGCUGCUUCUGGGUCUUUUUUGGCUACUAUCUAUACUCUGUGUUGCCUGUGCAUCACGGAUCUGUGCUCCUGGAAGAUCUCGCAUAUGUAGUACGUAUGCAACGCAGGACACGUUCAUCAUUGAAUUUGUGUUCAUGUGUCCUGAAAACCCUGGCGUCCCUGAUCCAUUGUUAAAAAUCUGUUUGCCCCGCCUCACCUACACUUUCCGACCAGAUGCUGUCUGUAGUUGCUGGACAUGAUGACUACAGCUGCAGUGUCUGUGUGGGUCAUAUACAAUACUGUAUUUUCCACUGGUGUACAUUGACAUUUCCAGCUCUCCGCGAGCUGCCCUGCACUGAUUCGUAGCUUAUCGUCGGACGGAACCCGCCACUUGCUCUGUCUAUUGCUGUACAUAUCUAGCUUGAUUUUGUGUUUCUUGUUCUUGCCUUCAUCGUUACUGUCGUGCUCGCCAUGUAGUGUUUGUUGUUCUUGUAUGUCCACCCGCUGCAACCUAUGCCCAGAGCUUCAUGCACCGUCUUGCUGAUUGUUUUCCCCUAGCUGGUUCGUCGGUUUCUUUGCUGCCUUGUUUUUUACAGCCUAACGUUAAUAUAAUCCUAUUAUCUGUCUGCUGUGCAGUAUGUAAUAACGUUAUGUACAGGAUCAUGUUUUUAUGCUGAUUUAGGGCUAGUCGAACUUUGCUACGCCGCACAAGGAGUGGGCAUGACUUUCCUGCGUUCUCCGUUUUCUUGUUUUUAUAUGCUGAUUCUAGGCCUUAUACAUGUAUGUGUGUGUGUGUGUGUUGUAUGUUUGAACAGAGAAACGUUCUAACUCAA
This is a messenger RNA of Sycon ciliatum, 1981 nucleotides long. RefSeq names its product casein kinase II subunit beta-like. Gene Ontology annotation, molecular function: protein kinase regulator activity. Gene Ontology annotation, cellular component: protein kinase CK2 complex; cytoplasm. The coding region runs from base 210 to 941 and encodes 243 amino acids. NCBI's taxonomy places the organism in Eukaryota, Metazoa, Porifera, Calcarea, Leucosolenida, Sycettidae. The record is from RefSeq and is a predicted model, not a curated record. The transcript has a single exon.